Ruditapes philippinarum (Manila clam) is the source of this 1457-nucleotide messenger RNA. RefSeq names its product Fanconi anemia group A protein-like. NCBI's taxonomy places the organism in Eukaryota, Metazoa, Mollusca, Bivalvia, Venerida, Veneridae. Gene Ontology annotation, biological process: interstrand cross-link repair. The record is from RefSeq and is a predicted model, not a curated record. Gene Ontology annotation, cellular component: Fanconi anaemia nuclear complex.
AUAGAUCUUUUGAAAAUAAAGCGCCUUACACAUGUGAACGUGUCAAAGUGAAAAGAAAAUACCCUUACCCUCUUGAGACAGUUAUAGGGUCUGUACGAUGAAUGUAUGAUAUGGCAGGCAGUCAAGAUUUACUGAAAGAAACAGUUUUCCAACUUCUAUUACACAACCAAAACUUGGAUAAGACCCUUUCUGAGGUAUCAUCAUUUCGACAGGCAUGCAAGGAUGACAAUGUUUUACUGACUGGUUUGGCAGAAUUUGGCUGUUUGCCAAUAUUGAAGUCAAAUGAUCUGCCAGAUGGGCAGUUUCAUAGUACAGAGAUAUGUAUGGAGAGAGUUGUAUCCCUUUAUUCUGACAGUGGCAAAAUAUCAGAAGAUAAAACAGCAGAAGUUCAAUCAUUAUUGCUGAUGAUGAAACAGUUGAAAGAUACAGGCAAGCUGAAUGUUUCAAGAUUGAAUGAUAAACUGCAUGGAUUGCCCAGAAUUCCAUUACAUUUCAUGUGGACUCUUCACAAAGAAGGCAUCUUUAGUAUUGAGCAAUAUUUCUGCAUACAAAAAGAUAGAGCAGUUACUGGGGAGAUAUUUGUUUCAAAAAUGUGCCAGGCUUGUGAAAAUAGACAAUAUGAUGUAAUAUCAGGUGUACUGACUGAGCUAUUUAAUCUCGGAUUUUCAGAGGACAAAGCCAGUAAACCAAGUGUUGGCAAUUUGGCUGUUACUGUUGUUGAUCAGUUUUUCAUUAGUAUAAUAGAAGAUGCUGUCAAGAAGGGUAACUCAGAUGAUAAUGUGAAGAAUGAAAAACUGUUUAUCUCCCUUUCUAGUGUGCAGCUUGAUGUAUGUACAAUGAAGAGUGUGUGUACCCAUGUGUUGACAGUUAUUCUCGGUCAUAAACCUGUACUUAAAGUGUCUCAAGCUAUACGAGAGCAAGAGAAAUGGGCUUAUGGGAAAAUUUCAUCAUCUGUCACACAGUUAUAUAAACAAUUUCUGUUACCAUUUGAAGUGUCUGAGGUGUUGCUAUUAUUAAGACAGAUUCUGGAACAACAGGAAGUGAACUGGCAACUCCUUCUGUCAUUUGUAUCUGUUACAAUGGUGUGUAUGCCAGAAACAGCUAAACUUUUCCUUGAGUUCACAGAUGGUUUACUGCAGGAAGGUUUAGACAGUUGUGAGAUGGAAACAACCAUUAUGGGUAUUCUACUAUCAAGGCAGGCCUGUUUUCAGGGACCACAUGUCUUCCUUUCCUAUUCAGACUGGUUUCAGAGAACAUUUUCUGAGGGGUCAAGGUCAUUGGCAAGUACUAGGAAAAGUUUCACAUUUUUGAUGAAAUUUCUCACAGACCUGGUACCUUAUGAGUCAGCUCAACACAUCAAGGUUCACAUUUUACACCCACCAUUUGUACCUAGUAAAUGUAGACAGCUUCUGACAGAUUAUAUUGUACUUGCCAAGACAAGAUUGGAAGAUCUCAAG